AUGGCGACCACCUCGAACAUGUUCGUGUACUCCUUGACGAUACAGCAUCCCACAGCUGUAACGCAAGCGAUUCUCGGCCAGUUCGCGGGCACGAAGGAGCAACAAAUUGUCACGGCAUCGGGCUCGAAGCUUACAAUCCAUCGCCCUGAUGCUGCACAGGGCAAGGUCACGCCAAUAUAUACACAAGAUGUGUUUGGCAUUGUAAGGUCACUUGCAGCUUUUCGGCUGGCCGGAAGUAGCAAAGAUUACAUCAUCAUCGGAUCUGAUUCAGGCCGCAUCACCAUCAUUGAAUACGUGCCCUCCCAGAACCGCUUUAACCGCAUCCACUUGGAAACAUUUGGCAAGUCUGGUGUUCGACGGGUAAUUCCUGGACAGUACCUUGCAGUGGAUCCCAAGGGGCGAGCUUGCCUCAUCGCUUCGGUCGAAAAGAACAAGCUUGUUUACGUUCUGAACCGUAACCCUCAAGCAGAACUGACGAUUUCAUCCCCCCUAGAGGCACACAAGCCACAGACUCUUGUCUUUGCGCUAAAGGCUUUGGAUGUGGGUUAUGAUAAUCCCAUAUUUGCAGCUAUUGAGGUCGAUUACUCCGAGUCAGAUCAAGAUCCGACGGGCCGUGCGUUCGAGGAAGUUGAAAAACACCUUGUCUACUACGAGCUCGAUCUUGGCUUGAACCAUGUGGUUCGCAGGUGGUCCGAUAUUAUACAUCGCACUUCAUCUAUGCUAUUCCAGGUCCCCGGAGGUGCCGACGGGCCAAGCGGUGUACUCGUCUGUGCCGAAGACAGUAUUACAUACCGUCACUCGAAUCAAGAUGCUUUCCGUGUACCAAUCCCCCGUCGCAAUGGUCCCACAGAGAAUCCGGAGCGGAAGCGAUGUAUCGUAGCUGGUGUUAUGCACAAAAUGAGAGGCGCCUUUUUCUUCCUGUUGCAGACUGAAGAUGGAGAUCUCUUCAAGCUGACAAUUGACAUGGUUGAAGAUGAAAGCGGCAAGCUGACUGGCGAGGUUCAGCGGCUCAAGAUCAAAUACUUUGAUACCGUUCCUAUUGCAACAGAUCUACUCAUUUUAAAGAGUGGAUUUCUAUAUGUUGCGAGCGAGACUGGCAACCAUCAUUUCUACCAAUUUGAGAAGCUCGGUGACGAUGAUGAAGAAACAGAAUUCACAAGUGAUGGCGUCCCUGCCGAUCCGAGCGAGCCUAUAUCUCCUGUUUACUUCAAUUUGAGAGGUGCCGAGAAUCUGAACUUGGUCGAAAGCAUCAACUCUUUGAAUCCUAUCAUGGAUUGCAAAAUCACCGAUGCAACCGGAGAGGACGCUCCCCAGAUUUAUACUGUUUGCGGUACAGGCGCUAGAAGCAGCUUCAGGACCCUCAAACACGGUCUGGAGGUUUCCGAAAUAGUCGAAUCUGAACUGCCCAGCGUUCCGUCUGCCGUUUGGACCACCAAACUGACGCGUAAUGAUGAGUUCGAUGCCUACAUUGUUCUGUCAUUCACGAAUGGAACUCUAGUCCUCAGCAUUGGAGAAACAGUAGAAGAAGUUACAGAUACUGGGUUCUUAUCUACAGCGCCCACCUUGGCGGUGCAGCAACUCGGAGAAGAUUCGCUGAUUCAGGUCCACCCAAAAGGUAUCAGGCAUAUUCUUGCUGAUCACCGUGUUAAUGAAUGGCCUGCGCCCCAACAUCGGACAAUUGUCGCUGCAGCUACCAACGAGCGCCAAGUCGCUGUAGCCCUAAGCUCUGGCGAGAUCGUAUACUUUGAGAUGGACACCGAUGGCUCGCUGGCUGAGUAUGAUGAAAAACGCCAGAUGUCGGGUACAGUUACAUCCUUGAGUUUGGGUGAGGUUCCAGAAGGCCGUGUGCGAAGUUCAUUCCUAGCGGUUGGCUGUGAUGACUCAACUGUUAGGAUUCUCAGUCUGGACCCGGAUUCUACGCUGGAAAAUAAAUCCGUGCAAGCUCUCACAUCUGCACCAUCUGCUCUGAAUAUUAUGUCCAUGGCCGAUUCAACUUCUGGUGGCUCAACACUGUACUUGCAUAUCGGGCUAUACUCCGGUGUCUAUCUUCGAACAGUACUCGAUGAAGUUACCGGUGAACUCUCCGAUACACGAACCCGAUUCUUGGGCGCAAAACCAGUGAAAUUAUUUAGGGUUUCCGUCAAAGGCCAGACUGCCGUUCUUGCUCUAAGCUCUCGUCCCUGGCUGGGGUACUCUGAUGUGCAGACAAAGAGCUUCAUGCUCACCUCUUUGGACUAUGUCGGAUUAGAAUGGGGAUGGAACUUUUCCAGCGAACAAUGCCUAGAGGGAAUGGUUGGAAUUCAGGGACAAAAUCUGAGGAUCUUCUCGAUUGAAAAGCUGGACAAUAAUGUACUACAGGAGUCUAUUCCUUUAGCAUACACGCCACGCCAAUUUGUGAAGCACCCAGAACAGCCGCUAUUCUAUGUCAUUGAGUCUGAGAAUAACGUUCUUUCGCUCGCUACUCAGUCCCGCUUACUGGAAGAGUCGCAACUCCAGAAUGGAGAAGCUGUCAUUCCCCCAGCAGAUGUUUUCGGCUACCCACGGGCUACUGGACAUUGGGCUUCGUGCAUUGAGGUGGUGGACCCUAUCAGUGCUAAAUCCGUUCUCUCUCGUCUCGAGCUUGAGGAGAAUGAAUCCGCGGUCAGCGUUGCUGCGGUUUCGUUUGCAAGUCAGGACAAUGAGACAUUCCUUGUUGUUGGCACCGGCAAAGAUGUGGUUACCUAUCCCCGGUCCUUCUCGGCCGGAUUCAUCCAUAUCUAUCGAUUCCAAGAAGAUGGCAAAGAACUGGAGUUUAUUCACAAGACGAAGGUUGAGGAACCCCCACUUGCACUCCUCGCCUUCCAAGGGCGUCUUGUUGCUGGAAUAGGAAAGAUUCUGAGGAUCUAUGACCUUGGAAUGAAACAGAUGCUUCGAAAGUGUCAGAUUCAAGUCGCGCCAAAACUGAUUGUUGGCUUGCAGACACAAGGCAGCCGUAUUGUUGUCAGUGACGUGCAAGAAAGCGUGACUUAUGUUGUGUAUAAAUAUCAAGAAAACCAACUCAUUCCGUUCGUGGAUGACGUUAUUGCACGCUGGACGACGUCCACGACAAUGGUUGAUUACGAAACGACAGCAGGCGGGGACAAAUUUGGCAACCUCUGGCUUGUUCGCUGUCCGAAAAAGAUAUCGGAUGAGUCUGACGAAGACGGUUCUGGCGCACACCUUAUCCACGAAAGAUCAUAUCUCCAAGGCACUGCAAACCGGUUAGAACUCAUGGUACAUUUUUACACGCAGGAUAUCCCCACCAGCAUCCACAAGACACAUCUUGUUGUUGGAGGAAGAGAUAUUUUAGUAUGGAGCGGUCUUCAAGGUACGAUUGGCAUGAUGAUUCCAUUCAUCAGCCGAGAGGACGUGGACUUUUUCCAAAACCUGGAGACGCAACUCGCCGCUCAAAACCCGCCGCUUGCCGGACGCGACCAUCUCAUUUACCGGGGUUACUAUGUGCCCGUCAAGGGUGUGAUUGAUGGCGAUCUGUGUGAAAGCUACUUCCUACUUCCUAAUGAUAAAAAACUUAUGAUUGCGGCGGAAUUGGAUCGCAGUGUCCGAGAAAUCGAGCGCAAGAUUUCGGACAUGAGGACCCGCGUCGCGUACUAG
Messenger RNA from Talaromyces atroroseus, 3630 nucleotides. Its product is annotated as Pre-mRNA-splicing factor rse1. Gene Ontology annotation, biological process: mRNA splicing, via spliceosome. The transcript is spliced from 4 exons. Gene Ontology annotation, molecular function: protein binding; U2 snRNA binding. Lineage: Eukaryota; Fungi; Ascomycota; Eurotiomycetes; Eurotiales; Trichocomaceae. The record is from RefSeq and is a predicted model, not a curated record. Bases 1 to 3630 code for a protein of 1209 amino acids. Gene Ontology annotation, cellular component: nucleus; U2 snRNP.